This is a messenger RNA of Ceratotherium simum simum (southern white rhinoceros), 2631 nucleotides long. RefSeq names its product dihydropyrimidinase like 4 (gene DPYSL4). Lineage: Eukaryota; Metazoa; Chordata; Mammalia; Perissodactyla; Rhinocerotidae. Gene Ontology annotation, molecular function: hydrolase activity, acting on carbon-nitrogen (but not peptide) bonds, in cyclic amides. Gene Ontology annotation, cellular component: cytosol; cytoplasm. The record is from RefSeq and is a predicted model, not a curated record.
CCCGGCGCGCUCGCACUUGGACGCCUGGCGCCCCCACGUACCCGCCCGGGCUCCGCGCUUCCUCGCCCAAGACCUCCAGGCCGCGUGGGCCGACCGAGGCGGCGGCGGCGGCGCGGCCGGAGGAGCAGGAUGUCUUUCCAGGGCAAGAAGAGCAUCCCCCGGAUGACGAGCGACCGCCUUCUGGUCAGAGGAGGGAAGAUCGUGAAUGAUGACCAGUCCUUUUACGCUGAUUUGUAUGUAGAAGACGGUUUGAUCAAACAAAUUGGAGAAAACCUCAUCAUCCCUGGGGGCGUCAAAACGAUUGACGCCCAUGGCCUGCUGGUCCUGCCAGGAGGGGUCGAUGUACACACCAGGCUGCAGAUGCCCAUCCUGGGCAUGACCCCAGCUGACGACUUCUGCCAGGGGACCAAGGCCGCCCUAGCAGGAGGGACCACCAUGAUACUGGACCAUGUGUGCCCCGACACGGGCAUGAGCCUGCUGGCAGCCUAUGAGCAGUGGCGGGAGCGAGCGGACAGCGGGGCCUGCUGCGACUACUCCCUGCACGUGGACGUCCCCCGCUGGCACGAGAGCAUCGGGGAGGAGCUGGAGGCCCUGGUCAAGGACAAGGGCGUGAACUCCUUCCUGGUCUUCAUGGCGUACAAGGACAGGUGCCAGUGCACCGAUGGCCAGAUGUACGAGAUCUUCAGCAUCAUCCGGGACCUGGGAGCCGUGGCCCAAGUGCACGCAGAGAACGGGGACAUCGUGGAGGAGGAGCAGAAGCGCUUGCUGGAGCUCGGCAUCACUGGCCCCGAGGGCCACGUGCUCAGCCACCCUGAGGAGGUGGAGGCCGAGGCCGUGUACCGUGCCGUCACCAUCGCCAAGCAGGCUAACUGCCCCCUGUACGUCACCAAGGUGAUGAGCAAAGGCGCGGCCGAUGUGGUUGCCCAAGCCAAGCGCAGAGGCGUGGUCGUGUUCGGGGAGCCCAUCACCGCCAGCCUGGGCACCGACGGCUCGCACUACUGGAGCAAGAACUGGGCAAAGGCGGCAGCCUUCGUCACCUCGCCCCCCAUCAACCCCGAUCCCACCACUGCAGACCACCUCACCUCCCUGCUGUCCAGCGGGGACCUCCAGGUGACUGGCAGUGCCCACUGCACCUUCACCACUGCCCAGAAGGCCGUGGGCAAAGACAACUUCACUCUCAUCCCCGAGGGCACCAACGGCGUGGAGGAGCGCAUGUCCGUGGUCUGGGAGAAGUGCGUGGUGUCAGGGAAAAUGGACGAGAAUGAGUUCGUUGCUGUGACCAGUACAAAUGCAGCCAAGAUCUUCAAUUUUUACCCAAGGAAGGGGCGAGUGGCUGUGGGCUCCGAUGCUGACCUGGUUGUAUGGAACCCCAGGGCCACGAAAAUCAUCUCUGCCAAGAGCCACAACCUGAACGUGGAGUACAACAUUUUCGAGGGCGUGGAGUGCCGCGGAGUGCCCGUGGUGGUCGUCAGUCAGGGCAGGGUCGUGCUGGAGAACGGGAACUUGUUCGUCACCCCGGGGGCCGGCCGCUUCAUCCCACGGAAGACGUUCCCUGACUUCGUCUACAAGAGGAUAAAGGCGCGCAGCAGGCUGGCAGAGAUCCACGGCGUGCCCCGAGGCCUCUAUGACGGGCCAGUCCACGAGGUGAUGGUGCCCACGAAGCCAGGGGGCGGUGCCCAGGCCCGCGUGUCCUGCCCAGGGAAGAUCUCAGUCCCCCCCGUGCGCAACCUGCACCAGUCGGGGUUCAGCCUGUCUGGAUCUCAGGCCGAUGACCACAUUGCCAGACGCACGGCUCAGAAGAUCAUGGCGCCCCCUGGUGGCCGCUCCAACAUCACCUCACUGUCCUAGAGGACCCGGCUGGGUGCCAGCAAGUUGGUGCCGUCCCACGGGGUGGUCGGCAGUGGGGCCUGCUCACCUCAGUUAGCUUCCCUUCAUUGAACUGAUUUUGAACGGUGCUUGGCCUUACCUUCCUCUCCCCUGAAACUCUCCUUUUGGGGUCCCAGGUCCUGUUAACGAGGAGCCCCCACAAGGAGAGAGCUGAAUGUGGGGAGGUUUCACUGCCAGGGCAAGGAGGCUGGACGUGGUGGUGGGGACGGCUCAGGUGGCCCCGAGCCCAGGUGCUAGAUGCCUCAUGAAGACAGGGCACCCACUGGGGGCCUCAUGCCAGGCUGGAAGGCUGGGGGCUCUUCACUCCCUCCUCCCCGUUACACAUCACUGCCCCGCGAAGCCCCCAGCUCGCCCUCCUGCUCCCGUGGCACAGGUGCAGCCUGUCCCCCAUCCGCCUCGGCGCAGGGAGGAGGCCCAUGAGCUGAGCCCCUCCCCGGAGCUGCUGUGACUUCAGGGACCCAUCAGGCACUUAGCGCAGGGCGGCGGCCUCCAGCAGGACUUUGCAAACUCGUACACUUUUCCAAGGACCAAACCUCUGCUCGCGUAGAAGCCCCUCUCCAGGAGAAUUUUAGGAUCCUUUAGCUAAGAUGCUUCCCUUUUAUUACUGAACGUACACCCAGUAGUUUGUUAGAGCAGCAGUUUUGUGCGUUGAGGACAACCGUAGCCAGGAAUCUGCAUGCCACCCACAGCCCUGAUGGGGCGCUGUCGCCCCAGUCUGAUGUGAAUUGGGUCAAUUAAACACAU